Messenger RNA from Juglans microcarpa x Juglans regia, 4010 nucleotides. RefSeq lists its product as uncharacterized. The record is from RefSeq and is a predicted model, not a curated record. The transcript is spliced from 5 exons. The coding region runs from base 1213 to 3024 and encodes 603 amino acids. Lineage: Eukaryota; Viridiplantae; Streptophyta; Magnoliopsida; Fagales; Juglandaceae.
AGGCAGUCGUUUAGCCAACCUCCAACACUUAACACACUGUUCACACACAAAACUUGCUCUCUAGUCUUCUCUCUCUCUCUCUCUCCCGCUCGUCGCUGCAUAAGAAAAGCAGAUCGAGGAUUCGAGAGACUCUCAAGAGUGCCUUCCAACUCUUCGUUCGUUUCUCUCUCUAGAACCUAAUCUCCGACUCGAAUUACUUUUGUUUUGUGUUACGAACUCCGCACUUCUCUUUUCUGGUCUCUAGAUUUCGAAAGAAACCUUUUUUGCCUUCCUUCACGCAGUUCUUAUUUGCUUGUUCUUGCUGAUUCGCUGCGUCGCACUGCUUCGCAUUGAGAUGGGUGCGAAGCCUCGAGAAGCGCAUGAUUGGGGGCUCCGUUACACGCGAGUUUGAUUGAUCUCAUCGGUUCUUUCUUUCCAACGGCUCGUCAGUCGUGCUCGGUCACUUCAAUCCUUCUACACAUACAUGCUCGCCUCUGUUUCUCUCCUCUGUUCCAUGUCCAGGCCCUAGGUCCCGGGAAGUUUUAUUUGCCUUUCUAGGGCUCACAAUUAUUGGGCUUUGGUUUUCGUGUUAUUUACCAUAACUGGUGUGGGUCCUUGCCCAUGUAUCAGGAAUAGCUCGGUUUCUCUCAUGCUCAUCCAAGGGACGCACGUUGGUCAUUUUCUCAGACAGUGUUGGCCGAGAUGACCGUCUUGUUGGUCUGUUCUCCUUGGAUUUUAGAAGCCCGUAUUGACCACUUUUGCUUGUUCCUGGAAACACUUUCUGUCCAAGUGUUCUUUGUUAGAAGCAUUUCCUUGAGUUUAUAUAUGUUUUUCAAGUAUUUGAUUGAUUGGGGUUGCUAUUGAAUUGUGGUUUUCUCGAGCAAUUUCUUUGUUAUUUAUAGUAUAUAGUGUAUAUUGUAUAGGGAGGCGAAUAUAUAUAGAUAUACAUUUAGAGAGAGAGAGAGAGAUAGAGAGAGAGACUAAUUUCUGUGUACAGGACACUUUUGAAGAAUUAGGGUUUUGGAAUUUCGAUUGAGAUCAGCACUGACGUGUUUUCUUUGGGGGUAUAUGCGAAGCGAGCUUUGGUAUUGACUGAAAGUGAGUUUAAAGUGAGGUUGCGUGAUUAUUUAUGUCUUUAGAGAAGUACUUGAAAACAUCGAGGGGAAGUUGAGAGUCUUACACAAGAAAAAUCGGGGUCCGUUGAAUUUUCUUUGAUCAUGAUUGAGACAAGUUAUGGAUAGAAGUGAGCCCCCUUUAGUGCCCGAAUGGCUGAAAAACAGUGGAAGUGUCGCUGGUGGGGUCAGCACAGACCAUCAAUUUUCAUCAUCUUCGUUGCACUCAGAUGAUCAUCACAUAUCGAAGCACACAAGAAAUAGAUCAUCCUUGAGUGACGGCGAUCAUGAAAUUGGUCAUUUAUUUGCUUCAGAUCAAGCCACUUCCAUCAAUUUUCGCCGGAGUUAUAGUAGUAACAGUUCUCCCCACUCACUGUCUUACAGUAGUUUUGGCAGAAGCCACCGUUAUAGGGAUUGGGAGAACAUUGAUGACUACCCUGAUAAGGGCAAGUUGGUUUUGGGUAACCACAGGUGGCGUGACUAUUCUGAUCCUCUUGGUAGCAUCUUACCAAAUAGGUCUCAGAAGGAUAUUUUGCAACAUUCACAGUCUAUUAUUACAAGAAAAUGUGGUGACAUGUGGCCCAGGAAAGUAGCUGGUGACUCAAAUAAUGCUAAAAGCAAACACAGCAAUGGUGAUGGUUUGUUUGGUGGUAGUAGUGUUGUUAGCAGUACCAUUAAAAGUGCAUUUGAAAGUGAAUUUCCCUCACUCCUAGUUGAAGAGAGACAAGGUGGUUCUGAAAUAGGAAGAGUCUCAUCUUCUGGCUUGAACACUGCCAUUCAGAGUCUGCCAAUUGGCAAUUUGUCCAUGAUUGGUUGUGAUGGCUGGAAGUCGGCUCUAGUAGAGAUGCCUGCAAUUGCUGGAAGCAAUAGCACGGGCACAGCAUUGGGUCAACAAACAAUUUCUGCAUGCUCAGCUUCUGUGUCUCCAACCACAGGGACUGGCCUCAAUAUGGCUGAAACAUUGGCUCAGGGCCCUCCUCCCACUCGUGCACUUCCUCAAUUAUCUCUUGGAAACCAAAGGCUUGAAGAGCUGACUAUGAAGCAAUCUAGGCAAUUGAUUCCCUUGACACCUUCAAUGCCAAAAGCCUUGGUGCCCAGUCCUUCAGAGAAAUCAAAACCCUAUAUUGGGCAGCAGCAUACAUUCCCCUCUUCACACUCUAUUAAUCAAACUCCACAUGGAGGGUCUGAUGUUACAAAGAUAUCUGUGGGCAAUCUCCGCAUCCUCAAUUCAUCACGAGAGCUGAAUGGUUUCUCUUCCACUGCUAAGGAUGGCCCGAGUCCUGCUAAUCGAAGCAGAGUAGCUAAUAGUCCACUUGGUCUCACUCCGUCUGCUGCUGGAUCUUCUCUCUCUAAGAACUUAAGCAACAAUUUAAGCCCGGCCAGUGCUGAGCGCAGGCCAAUUGCUAGUCGAACUACUUUGGAGAGGAAAUCAUCGUCUCAAGCUCAGAGCCGGAAUGAUUUCUUCAAAAGUCUUUCAAGAAAGAACUCUUCUGUGAAUCCCCCUUCUGCUGUCCCUGAUCCUGGCCCGGUUGUCUCUGUUGCAGAGAUUUCUGAUAAAUUGGCCACGGUAGCUUUGCGUGAUAUGUCUAUCCCUUUUCAGAGUAGAGAUGCCCUUUCAUUGGAUACUUCUGUUGCAGACUUGUCUGAAAGAAGGGGUGAGAUAGCCCACAGUGGCAAUGCUUGUGAUGCGUCUCAGAGAUGUUUGAGAGAUUCAGAGGAGCACUCCAGCCCUGGCUUGAUUCUUCAUCCAGAUGAGGAGGAGGCUGCAUUUUUACGAUCACUUGGGUGGGAGGAAAAUGCUGGAGAGGAUGAAGGCCUUACAGAGGAGGAGAUCAGUGCUUUCUACAUGAAGAUCUCUUGUGCAGUACGUGAAAUUGCAGCCAUCAUCAAAACUUCUGCAUGGGAUGCAGGCAAAGAUAUCAGUGGCACUUAACCCGCACAAGAAAAGUUGUGGCAGUGCUUCGUCUGAAUGGAACUUUGCUGCUGAGAAAGAAUUUUGAUUUGGCAAAUGUGUGGGAAAAGAUAGGAAACCUGAGUAUGACUGCGGAGGUAGUUUUAACUUUUUAUUUUAUUUUUUGGCUUUGAUUCAUAUUUGAGAAGAGAAGAGGAUUUGAGCCAAGUUGGUUUUGAAGUGGAUGUCUGGUGCUGCUGAUGUUUGCUGAAAGCUAUGUGGAACAAGCUGUACGAACAACAAUUGAUGAUGUGCCAGGCCUGCUUAAGGUUAAUACAAGGGUUUAGUUUCUUUUUCAUUCUAGUCAAUUGCUCCUCUAUGAUUUAUUGGGUUAUCUGAGAAAAGAAAAGGAAGCGAGAAUAUCAGUAAUCUCGUGUUGUUUUUUUAUUUUCCCUUUUCCUAUAGCCUUUUACUUAUUCUUACAGGGAAAGCAGGGGAAAUUCAAGGAUAAAAAAGCCAUCACUUCAUAUGCGUUUAUACGACACAACUGACUGGCCUGUGUUCAAAAUGCUGCUGCUUGAAACAAUGGUUGACAGGGUUUUCAUGGAAGGAUGUUACGUGCCCAGAUGCUCUGGUGUUGAGUGCCAUAUAUAUAUAUAUAUAUAUAUUUUAGGGACUUUCUGGGAUGAGGAGGACAGGAGGGGUAUGCACAAGAAGGGAUUUGGUCUGUUUUUAUUCAUUGGAGGCCGUACAGAACCACCAAAUACCAUGGCUUUGAACCAGCCAACUAUUCUAGAGUCGAGUCGAGUCUAGUCUAAUAUGGUAACGAUGGUUAGCAAGCCUCUCGGUACAUAGAAUCAAAGCAUUCCUGCGCGAUUUCGGCCGCUGGCUUUUAUUUUGGUACGCGUGCAUGAAUCAUUAUUCACUCAGUGACUACUGUACCAUCCCCAAGUAGUCAACUUGAUUAUCUACCUACCUGUGGGAAAUUGAGAUUCUUCUUAUUUUAUCUGAUUAAAUUAUAUAUAUAU